GGGAAAUAAUAAUUCGUCUUCAAAACAUAAAAGUAAAAAAAUAGAAUUUUAUAAAGAAAUUGAUAAUAAACCGAUGGAUUUAGAAGUAGAAAAGGAAUUAAAAUACUAUAUACCGAAUAAUUAUGAAGAUAUUGAUAGAUUACAUAUGUUUCAUUUUUUUCAAAGGUAUUUAUUUCAAGGUAAUUAUUCUUCUCCAAUUGAAGAAGGAUUAAUGCGAGGAAAAUAUAAAGUAUUAGAUAUUGGAUGCGGACCUGGAACGUGGUUGUUGGAUCUUGCAAAUAAAUAUGAAAAAUCAGUAUUUUACGGACUUGAUAAUAAUUCAAUAAAACCGUCAAACUUAAAUUUCGUAAAAGCGGAUAUGUUUGAUGGAUUACCGUUCCCUGAUGACAACUUUGAUUUUGUACAUCAGGAUCCAAUGUCAUUCAUUAUUAAAGCAGAUCAAUGGAACUUUAUCAUUUCUGAAAUGAUUAGAGUAACAAAACCUGGUGGGUAUGUUGAAAUUCUUGAUAUAUAUUUUACACUUAGGGGAGCUGGACCAAUUUUAAGUAAAAUAUAUGAAGCACGUAAGUAA
Molecule: messenger RNA, 571 nt
Organism: Rhizophagus irregularis DAOM 181602=DAOM 197198
Lineage: Eukaryota; Fungi; Glomeromycota; Glomeromycetes; Glomerales; Glomeraceae
Source: RefSeq, a predicted model, not a curated record